Molecule: messenger RNA, 2804 nt
Organism: Cebus imitator (Panamanian white-faced capuchin)
Lineage: Eukaryota; Metazoa; Chordata; Mammalia; Primates; Cebidae
Gene: PEX11A
Product: peroxisomal biogenesis factor 11 alpha
Exons: 3
Coding region: 175-918 (247 amino acids)
Biological process (GO): peroxisome fission; regulation of peroxisome size
Cellular component (GO): peroxisomal membrane
Source: RefSeq, a predicted model, not a curated record
CCGGAAGUCCGCGCAGUGAUUCUUCGGAAGGGGCGCGCGUCCCCUCGGGGGUGGAGAGACUCAGCUCCGCCUACUCAGCCGUGAACCUGGGACCUGCCCUUCCCUAGGGAUCCCGCGGACCCCAGAGAACCCACGCCUGAGCCCGGUGCGACUCGUGGCCCUGGGCGAGGAGCCAUGGACGCCUUCAUCCGCUUCACCAACCAGACCCAGGGCCGGGACCGACUCUUCAGAGCCACUCAGUACACAUGCAUGUUGCUUAGAUAUUUGUUAGAGCCUAAAGCUGGCAAAGAGAAGGUGGUAAUGAAGCUCAAGAAACUGGAGUCCAGUGUGAGCACUGGCCGUAAAUGGUUCAGACUAGGCAAUGUGGUACAUGCUGUGCAGGCAACCGAGCAGAGCAUUCAUGCCACUGACCUGGUACCUCGCUUAUGCUUAACACUAGCCAACCUGAACCGUGUGAUUUAUUUCAUCUGUGACACCAUCCUCUGGGUGAGGAGCGUAGGUCUCACCUCUGGCAUCAACAAAGAGAGAUGGCGAACAAGGGCUGCCCGCCACUACUGCUGUUCUCUUCUGCUGAGCCUGGUCAGGGAUCUGUAUGAAAUUUCCCUGCAGAUGGAACAAGUUAUACACGACAAGGCAAAGAAAGAGAAAUCAGCAUCCCAGGAUCCUCGUGGGUACAGCGUGGCUGAUGAAGAAACAGAAUGGCUCCAGUCCUUUCUACUUCUCUUGUUCCGAUCUCUGAAGCGUCAUCCUCCCUUGCUCCUGGACACAGUGAAGAACCUCUGUGAUAUCCUGAACCCUUUGGACCAGCUGGGGAUCUGUAAGUCCAAUCCUGGCAUCAUUGGACUGGUAGGUCUUGUGUCCUCUAUAGCAGGCAUGAUCACUGUGGCGUAUCCUCAGAUGAAGCUGAAGACCCGUUAGGGUGUUUGCAGGCUUGGAACUAGUACCUACUUUAAAAGAUGGCCUCUUAGUGGGAUAGACAUUUGUGUAACUCACAGGCCAUGUCACACUGCUUACGUUCUUGUUCAUGUGAGCAUUUAGCAACCUGUGAUGUGUGCAGAGGUGAGGCCAAGAACAGAGAAGGGAGGAGCAUGAAGAGUGGAAUGUUUUUGGAGUGCUGGAGUGACUUGUGAAUUUCUGAAUAUUUUCCCUUCAUCUAACAUUGAUUGAACAUCUCUUAUGCGCAUAGUAGGAGUUUAGUAUUUGCUGAAUGAAUAAAAAUUGAAAAGAAAAAAUUUAAAAAGACCCAAUCACACUGAUCAUUGAGGACUAAUAUACAGUAACUUUAGGGUUAUGUGGCUCAUUGUUGUCACAGGAUUACAGCAGUCUGGUGCACAGUGCUCUCAGAUCUAGUGGAGGCUCUGGUGUCAGCAGCAGGAUGGAGGAGAGCUGUGCUUACAGCCUCCCAACUUGUUGGCCCUCACCAUCACUGCACCCAUGUCCCUGCUCAGUCCAGAAGGCGAAUCAGAAAGGCAUCAGGCACCUUCAUGGAAUAAAUUGUGUCUGUGGGUGCAGUGAAUAAGCAAAAAUCAGGAGCAGACAGGAGGGACUCAUAGAAAUAGGUAGAGGUUCACAAUGGGUGCCUAUAUGUAGCCUGUGACAGAUAAGAGGCUGACACUGAAACAAGCAAAAGACAACUGAGGCUAGAGCCUCGUUCCUCUGACAAUGGACUCCUAAUCCAGCAAAAAACAACUGAGGCCACAGCCUUGUUCCUCUGACUCCGAAUCCAGUGUUCUUUCCAUGCCAUCCCACUUUCUUAUUGAGUAGAACUGUGAUCCCCUCCUGAAUCCUGUUUUUUUGCCUCUUACCCUCUCACAAUUUAGAAACUUCCUUGUCCAGUGGUUUAUAUUCUUUUGUAGAAAAAAUAAUGUUGGAGUGUGGUGGCUCACGUCUGUAAUCCCAACACUUUGGGAGGCUGAAGCAGGAGGAUUGCUUGAGGCCAGGAGUUCAAGACCAGCCUGAGCAAUACAGUGAGACCCCGUCUCCACAGCAGAGUGUUAAGAAAUUAGCCAGGCACGGUGGUGGAUGCCUGUAGUCCCAGUUAUUCCGGAGGCUGAAGCAGGAGGAUUGCCUGAGCCCAGGAGUUAAAGGCUGCAGUGAGCUUCCACUGCACUCCAGCCUGGGUGACAGAGCCAGAUGCUGUGUCUUAAAAAAAAAUUAAAACAGUACUUAGACUAUCAGCUAGAUUGUUUUAUUUAAAGCCUAAUAACAACUUAGGCAAUUCUACAUUAAUUUCCAUCAAAGUUUAUCCAGUCAGAAAAAUGUCAUGAAUACUGUAGAUGUAAGAGGGUCAUAAUGUUCUCUGGUAAAUCAGAUGUCUUAUUUGUAGUGUGAUUGAGGGAGGUGGAAAGAGCAGGAGGAAGCCAGUGAAGAGAACACUGGACUGCUGGGUCAUUGACAUUGACUCGUGUUCCUGUCUCCCAUCUUGGGUGUGGGUUCCUAUAUGUGGUUACGGAUCCUUCAGUUUGAGGGAGGUGAGUGGAGAGAUAGGAUGCCCGCAGGUGGGAGGCUGAUGUCAGUCCUCCCAGCAAAGCCAUCUCAUUUAUCUGAAUGGAAGCGAGAAAUAAGUAUGUACUCAACAAGUAAAAUUUCCCAGAUAUGUGAUCGAGAUUCUCAAAAAAGUAGGCUCAGAUCCUUGGCUGUCUGUUUAACCAAUCAAGAUAUGGGAUUUGAGAAAUAAAAUUUUGGUACUUUUAAGAGAAAUGAAAGCUACUAGAUCAGGGCAAAUAAAAAGCUUAGAUAACUUUUUAUUGUCCAGAUCCUCUACUGUAAUAGAUUAAUUAUGUUCAAUAAAUUUCUAGACAAAA